CAGCCGGCUCUCUUGCUAACCAGGGGCACCUUAGAGAUGGAAGACUGUUUAUUGAAGAAAAUAGAAAUCAGUGUCUCGGAAGCAGAAAAACGGACUGGAAGAAAUGCCGUGAACAUGCAAGAAACCUACACUGCUUACCUCAUUGAGACAAGGGCAGUUGAGUCCCAGACUGAGGGACAGUGUUCCCCAGUAGACUCCCUUUGGAGACGGUACAGUGAAUUUGAGUUGCUGAGGAAUUACUUGUUGGUUACCUUUCCCCAUAUUGUGGUCCCACCUUUACCAGAAAAAAGGGCUGAAUUUGUUUGGCAUAAGUUAUCAGCUGAUAAUAUGGAUCCAGACUUUGUGGAAAGACGAAGAAUUGGAUUGGAAAACUUUCUAUUGCGGGUGGCUUCGCAUCCCAUUCUUUGCCAGGACAAAAUAUUUUAUUCAUUUUUAACACAGGAAGGUGGCUGGAAGGAAAUGGUGAAUGAAACUGGAUUUCAGUUGAAGGCAGACUCCAGGUUAAAAGCUCUUAGUGCAACUUUCAGAGUGAAAAACCCAGACAAGAGAUUUACUGAGCUAAAACACUACAGUGAUGAACUGCAGUCUGUCAUAUCACACCUUCUGCGAGUCAGAGCUAGAGUGGCAGACCGUCUAUAUGGUGUGUACAAAGUUCAUGGGAAUUAUGGGAGAGUGUUCAGUGAAUGGAGUGCAAUAGAGAGGGAGAUGGGGGAUGGGCUGCAGAGCGCUGGCCAUCACAUGGAUGUAUAUUCUUCUUCUAUUGAUGACAUAUUAGAAGAGGAAGAGCAUUAUGCUGAUCAACUAAAGGAAUAUCUCUUCUAUGCUGAAGCAUUGCGGGCGGUUUGUAGGAAACACGAGCUAAUGCAGUAUGACUUGGAAAUGGCUGCUCAGGACUUAACAUCUAAGAAACAGCAGUGUGAAGAGUUGGCGACAGGAACUGUAAGAACCUUCUCGCUAAAGGGAAUGACCAGCAAGCUAUUUGGUCAGGAGACUCCUGAACAAAGAGAGGCCAAGAUAAAGGUUCUAGAAGAACAGAUACAUGAAGGCGAAGAGCAACUAAAAUCUAAAAAUCUGGAGGGCAGAGACUUUGUGAAAACUGCCUGGGCAGACAUUGAGCGAUUCAAAGAGCAGAAGAACCGGGACUUGAAAGAGGCUCUCAUAAGCUACGCUGUAAUGCAAAUUAGCAUGUGCAAAAAGGGAAUUCAAGUUUGGACAAAUGCAAAAGAAUGCUUCAGCAAGAUGUGAUUAUCCAGACAGUAAUUCCUCCUCAACAAAGUGCCAGACAACAGAAGCACAAGUGCAUGCCACCAAUACUAGGUUGCUAUAUGAUCUACAUAUAAAUUGUGAAAUAAUUGAAUUGAGUGGAUUGUUUUCUUUAUGCUGAUUUGUAGUGGUGUUAAUAGAGGACAACAGGAAAUGUUCCCAAAAUGGCUUUUUUUUUUUUUUUGGCCCCAACAGCCACUUCUGUGGUAUGUUUUACUGGUCACCAAUACUGUAGGGGCAAAAGGGUUAAUGAAAACUGCAACCCUGCAUUGGGGCACAGACUUAGGAAGAGUCCAAGUAACCCAAAAAAGCAUGAACUGAACUGUUCUCUGUAUGAGACUUGUGAACCACCACAUUUGGUAUUAUGUAGAUCACUUCCAGAUGCCCUUUUCUUCAGCCCUUUCUGUUUAGGAUUUGCAGUGCUCUGGGGUGUGGGGUUUUUUCCUUGUUAAUAGCACAGAAUUGUGUUUUUGAGGUUUACAUUAUAAGAGGACAAAAAUAAAAUCCAUGCUUUAGGGUUCAUUUUAAAUGUCUUUUUGCAUGUCCAUGGAGAUAUGUGCAUUUCCAAAGUUCUGUUUAAACUGUCUCAAGCUUCUGAGAUUUUUUUCAUACCCUCUACAGUAGAGGUAUUUGUACCAAGGUUCUAUACAGUGCUCUCCACUUACUGUUUCCCACUAGUAUUUUAAUGCAGAGAUUGAUUGUCAUCUCAUUUUACUAGCCAAGGAGACUAACAACCCAGGUGAGCCACAGGACCAAAUUCAACUUGGGAUAAGCAGGUGCUACUCCAGCAAACUUCACCUGCUUAGACCACAUGUGCAUAUGACCAAUAGAAGCUCUUCAUAUCCAAAGCUGUUGUUUUCUUCCUUAAGAAGACGUUGUACUUAAAACAAUUUGGCUUUCAUCUUGACUUCAAAACAGAAUGUCUUGCAGAAUAUCAGAAAAAAACUCCAUCCUUUUUGCUUGGCUCUUGUAACACUGUUCCAGUACUCGUGCUGUAUGAUGACUUGCAUUUACAGGUACUUGUGAUACCAUGGUUCUUUAUAGUGUAGGUGCUUUAAAAAGGGAAAUUUAAUAACUUUUAAUCUAUUAAACCAAAUUAUUUGCCUUUGUGGUACAGUAUUCAAGAGCCAGUCCUCUUUAGUUCUUUCUAGCUUGGCAAAAUCUUGAAAUUAUUCUGUUUCUAAUUGUGUAAAAAAAACAAAACACUACUGUCCAAAGUUGGACUUCUCUACACAUUUCAAAAAAUUUGUUGAAUUUGCCAGACCUAAUUAUGACUAAAGCUUUUCUGUAAUUUUCAGUUGUCAUAUAUGGUUUAAUUACCUUAGACCAUAAAUAACACUGUUUAUCAAAUGCUGACAUAUGAUGCGCCAGAAAAUCAUCAACGUUUAUUCUAAAAUAGCCCUUGAAUAAAGGUAUUCAUAUAGGCUUCUUUCUGCUGCAGUGUUUCAGCUGAUUAAAACCAGUUGUGAAAGGAAUUAAAACAUUAACAGACCUAGUGUAUGUUCAGAUGUGAAUUUUUAAUGGUAAAACAGCUGGUUAUGUAAGAAGUCCAACAUUACCUUUUUUCUAAGCAGGUGGUAGUGACACGCAUCUGCUGAGGGAUUUUUCUUCUUCUGUCUAUUAAAGUUUAUAAAAAUCAUUCCACCCUGAGAACUAGGGUAUCUAGGUCCAAACAUCAAGUAUAAAUGCAGGAUUUCUACAUUCCAAAAAUGACAAGUUGCACACUUUGAGUAUUUGGUAAGCAUUUGGAAGUAGUGGUGCCUUAAUUCAGUAUCACAGGCAUUCAGUCAAUACUUUCCAUGCACUUUGAUUUCAGUUGAUAGAUUUUUUUUUUUUUUUUUUUUUUUCUGGUGCCUCUUCUGUAUUUCACACUGUACAGCUUACUCGAUGUAUUAGUAUGCCUUUUUUUCUUGCUAGUCGUACUAAAUUUGAGAAGGGAACAAAAGUGUUCUUGUAAGCUUUGUGCCAAAUAUGCAAAAUAAAACUGCUCUUUGA
Molecule: messenger RNA, 3258 nt
Organism: Gavialis gangeticus (Gharial)
Lineage: Eukaryota; Metazoa; Chordata; Crocodylia; Gavialidae
Gene: SNX4
Product: sorting nexin 4
Exons: 14
Coding region: 37-1245 (402 amino acids)
Biological process (GO): protein transport
Molecular function (GO): phosphatidylinositol binding
Source: RefSeq, a predicted model, not a curated record